Vitrella brassicaformis is the source of this 1759-nucleotide messenger RNA. The record is from the annotation of a GenBank genome assembly. NCBI's taxonomy places the organism in Eukaryota, Vitrellaceae.
CUCGUCUCCGCUCCAAGUGAUGUCGCUCAACGUGAUGUCUUGCCUGUGGAGGGAACGGCCGGCGGACGAGCUGAGCGAGGCCGCUGGCCUGUGCGAGGUCAUGCACGAGGGCGCCGCGUGCUUUGGGAAGGGACUUAUGCUCAAGACCAACAAGAACCACCUGUUCAUCAUAACAGCGGCACACGUCGCAGUCGGCGCCACAGGCGCCAGGAUGGUCAUCGACAACCAGGAGCACACGGUGCAGGUGGCGGCGGCUUUCAUCCACAAGAACUACAUCGUCAGCGGCCAUCCUGAUCUUGCCAUCCUGAGGGCGCAGGACAACGCCCCUCUUUGUGCCGCCCUUCCUGCCAAGCGACUCGUUAUCGCCCGGAACAUCGACAUCCGCCACCAGCUGUCUUCCGUCGACCGUCAUCGUUUUUUCAAGGGCGACGUGACGGAGGUCUCGUUCGAAAGGCCACUGGAUGUGACGGCUGGGGCGGCUUCGGCGGCGCGCGGUGCGGGCCAGGAAUCCGAGUGCAUGUGGAUGCGGCUGUCCGGCAUUACUUCAAUGCCGGGGGACUCCGGCAGCCCCAUGGUGACCACGGCUGAGACGUCGUGGCACCACACCGAAGGUCUUCUAGGUGGUCUUCUGCACGGUGUGUCGCCACAGACCUCCAAGAAGAAACGGCAGACGGGCAGCACCACUGACUCUUCCACGGCACCAGCUCUGCACCCAAUCUUGUACGUCACGCCCCUCGGCAGCCUCGAGCAGCCCAAGAAGCAUUUUGUCAGCAUCCCUGUCCCUUCGUCCCCUGCGGCUAGGGAUUCCGACUUGUAUGCUGUUGUCGAGCUCCUCGAGAUGAUGCCGCCCACCUUUUCCGCCAAGCAGAAGCCUUUGAUGACCGUGGCCGACUACAAAAACAAUACGCCCCGACAGCAGAAGCCGCCCUCUCUCCCUCAGCAUCUCACUCACCCUCAUCCCCGCCGCCUCCCUCGCCCUCACCCCCGGCCGCGGACAAGCCUCCCUCGCCCUCACCCCCGGCCGCGGACAAGGGAGUGCUGGAUGCCAUCGCUCAGCUGGACGCUAAGAUAGACGCUAAGAUAGAUGGGCUCGGCAAGAAGAUCGACAGCACUCGGCUCGAGCUGGCCACACAGAUCAGCAGCAUGAGGGGAUAUGAGGUGGUCGAGGGACCGCCGGCGGAAGCUUUCAACAGCCUUCGACAGAGGCUGACGAAGGUCUUCAAGACCACUGAGGAAGAGCUGGACGCGAUGACUGUCGAGAAGGUCUUCAUCAAGCUGUUGGAAGAGGCCGACAAGAAUCCCUUUCCCGACCUCGCUGAGGUACACACGCACGCACACGUGCAUACAGACACACGGAAGCCUCAUACCGAGGUGCCACGCAUUGUGUUUUGGUUUGUUGUGUCUUGUCGUGCAUGUGUAGGGUGAGCAGUUGCCUCUGGCGUUCAGGACUGUCGUGCGCAUGCCCGUACCCCAGAUGCGGCGCGUGGGCUGAUGGUGCGACUGAUGGUAGGAUGGAUUUCGUCUGUCGUCUCGCCACACACACGUACAUUCACACGUGUGUGAUGUGCAUGUGUGUGUGGAUGUUUGUGGUGGGCCAGAUGAGGAGCUUGAUCAAGAGGACGGAGAGGACUCGAGUGAAGACGACGGAGAGCCAGAGGAGGAGGGGAACGAACAGCACAAAGACAGCCCUGAUCACGCAGCGGCUCAGGCGCCAGGCUGUGGUGCCGCGGCUGUACAUGAGUGUGUUGUCGUGUGAGGA